AUGUCGGAGAAGAUGGUAAGACGUCGCUCUUCUGCAUUCGAAGUCCAAAUGGAGACUUUAGAGGAAAACAAAACAAAAGAAUCCACAGAAUCAAAAGCUAGCAAAGAAAGCGGAUCCGUCAGCGAAGGCCUGGAACAAUUUGGAGAAGACACCGACUUCCACGGACUGAAGCGUGUCUUCAGGAGAGACUAUACACUGUUACGCAGAACCUUUUGGUUGUUUUUCUUUCUGGCGGGUCUUACGGGUUUUAUCGCCAACACAGUUGACAGGCUGAGCUAUUACUUGCAGUAUCCACACUCGUCUGAGCUAGACGUGAUGUAUGAUAUGGAGUUAGAGUUUCCAGCCGUUACCAUAUGCAACAUGAACUCCUAUAGACUAUCCGCUUUGACAGACGUUGAUAUAUUACAUUUUGGUGAAAAACUGCACAUUUUAGAUGAAAACCGCCGCCUUAUACACCCAGAAUAUUACAACCAGAGCUGGGUGGAUUGGGUACACGGUAUUAAUUGGACAGAGUUAGCUGCCAACGAUGACGAAGAAAAUUUUGACGUGCUUGAAUUUAUACGUCGAACCGGCCACCAGCUAGAAGACAUGAUACUGCUGUGUUCGUGGAAAGGGCAGCACUGUGGUCCGGAAAACUUUACCUCGGUUUUCACUCAUUUUGGCAUCUGUUAUACUUUCAAUGCUGACCAUUCUUAUAAGUACGUAUCACGAAAGGCUGGUGCGGGAAACGGGUUGAAGUUAUAUAUCAACAUCGAAGAAGAAGAGUAUUUGACUUCGGAUGUCCUAGCAGGGCAAGAUGCUGGACUGAAGAUGGUUAUUCACGCUCAGGAAGAGCCUCCAUUUGUGAAGGAGUUGGGAUUUGGAGUGCUACCGGGGGACCACCAUUUUAUCGCUAUACAGAAGAAAUACGUUCACAACUUGGUUCCUCCAUGGGGAAACUGCUACGAAGGGAAACUCAAGUAUUACUCUCAUUAUAGCGUCCCUGCCUGCAGGAUAGAGUGUGAAACAGAUACCAUCGUAAAAGAGUGUGGCUGCAAGCUGGCCGAAAUGCCAGGCAACACAUCCGUAUGUCUAGGACAUAUGUACAUGGGAUGUGCCUAUCCAGCCUUAGAGGAAGUGGAGCACUCAGACUUGUGCUCCUGUCAGAAUCCAUGUGAUAUGACCACCUAUAGGCGAGACAUCUCUUCCGUAAGGCUUCGAGAUACUACCUUAGAUAUCAUAGCCGAAAAUAACCCGCAAGUUAAACGGGAAACACUAAGCAGAGAUAACCUGCUGGUGCUGAACAUCUAUUACGAAGAGCUGUGCUAUGAGACCAUCAGACAAAUCAAAGCAUAUUCCAUACCAGCACUGCUAAGCGACAUAGGAGGCCAGAUGGGUUUGUUUAUUGGGGCUAGUGUUCUGACUCUGCUGCAUGUGAUCGAGGCCGUUGGGGCGGUUGUUGGUGGAAAGUUCCUCAAGACAACAAAGCAAGGGCGUGUCAGUACAACUCGGGUCCAAAGUUUGAAGUGA
This is a messenger RNA of Lingula anatina, 1509 nucleotides long. RefSeq names its product acid-sensing ion channel 2-like. Gene Ontology annotation, biological process: sodium ion transmembrane transport. Gene Ontology annotation, molecular function: ligand-gated sodium channel activity. Gene Ontology annotation, cellular component: plasma membrane. The record is from RefSeq and is a predicted model, not a curated record. Lineage: Eukaryota; Metazoa; Brachiopoda; Lingulata; Lingulida; Lingulidae.